Molecule: messenger RNA, 1536 nt
Organism: Aspergillus puulaauensis
Lineage: Eukaryota; Fungi; Ascomycota; Eurotiomycetes; Eurotiales; Aspergillaceae
Exons: 4
Coding region: 1-1536 (511 amino acids)
Molecular function (GO): monooxygenase activity; iron ion binding; oxidoreductase activity, acting on paired donors, with incorporation or reduction of molecular oxygen
Source: RefSeq, a predicted model, not a curated record
AUGACUUUACUACGGCUUCUACAAAAAGUCUUCUUGAGGAUGGUGAGCAUCACUACAUCCGAGACUCUGACCAUUAUCAGCACACUAUCCACAGCUGUAAUCUUGAUUUACAUUGUUCAUAUGAGGUUCCUACACCCCUUGAGCAAAUACCCUGGACCGUUACUUGCCUCCCUCACCAACAACUUCAAGGCAUACUAUGUUUACAACCUGACAUUGCACGAGAAGUUGCUUGAGCUCCAUAUGCAAUAUGGCCCCGUCGUACGCGUUGGUCCCAAUCAUCUGCAUCUCUGGCAGGGCGAAGCAAUUGCGCCAAUCUACAAGGGGGGUCGUAGUAUGGGAAAGACAAAUUUUUACGAUGCCUUUACUGCCUUCAACCCCAAUCUAUUUGGGGGCACCAAUGAGGACAUACAUGCCCUCCGUCGCAGACAGCUCUCCCAUGGAUUCUCCCAAGUUUCCAUCCAGCAGCUCGAGCCUCUGAUUGAAGGUCAGAUGAAGAUCCUCAUCGACAAGCUCCAGGUUCUCGCGAAGAAUGGAGAAGUAUUCGAUUUUAAGAACAUGCUUUCUUUGUAUGUGCUUGAUAUCCUAGGAGAAGUGGCAUUUAGCAAGGCCUUCGGUGUACAAGAUAGGGGAGAAGCAGAGGAGCUACAUGCUAUCAACGACCAUCUUCUGUUGGCAGGUGUCAUUGGUGAAUUAUCCUGUCAGAAUCUGUGGAAAGCGCUCGCGCGAAUGUCGCCUGUGUCUUGGAUGCGACGGUUGGUCAAGAGCCGGAAUAACCUCAAGAAUGUGUGUUCGAAUUGCGUGAAGUUCAAGAUAAACAAUCCAUCAGAGCGGCCGGAUCUGCUGAAGAGCCUUGUUGAAGCUGUUGAUCCAGCGACCGGUUCUCGCUUGACGGAACAGGAGAUCAACUCCGAGGCAUUUGCUGUUCUUGUUGCCGGAUCGCACUCCACCUCGGGGACUCUGACCCUUCUUCUUUGGCACCUUGUGCAGAACCCCGAAAUGCUGGCUGCUGUGCAAAAGGAAAUCCAAACACGCCUGGGGCCUCUCGCGGAUAACCAAAUUUCCUAUCCAAUCCAAGGCCUAGAGGCGUCCUUACAGUACACAAUGGCCUGCGUCCGAGAGAACUUCCGACUCAACCCCGUCUUCACAAUGCCCUUGUGGCGUCGCGUUGGGUACCCAGGUGGUAUCAAUAUCGGAAACCAUUAUAUCCCCCAGGGCACGAGUGUCUGUAUCUCCAACUAUGUUCUGCACCACAAUCCAGAUAUCUGGGGCGCGGACUGCGAAUCGUACAAACCCAACCGCUGGCUUGACGAGACGUACAACAAAGAAAAGGGCAAAUACCUAAUUCCUUUUAGCGUCGGACACCGCAUGUGCAUAGGGAGGAAUUUAGCCAUGACGAACAUCCUCAAGACGCUCACCACGCUGCUCAGUCAGUUCGACUUCCAACCCGUCGAGAAGCAGAGCCGGGUCUGGGUGCGCAGCUCGGGGAUUGGAGAGAUGAAAGGGGAAUUCUUGUGUCGGGUCUCAUUGAAGAAAUAA